CCGCCGCGCUCGCCCCGCCGCUUUCCGGCCAGCGACCGUCCCGUCAGGAGGGAAGGAAUCUGCUGUUGAAGUUCAGCGAUUUCGUCAAGACUGACCACACUCCCGACAUGGAUCACGUGGAUCACAUGGAUCACAUGAAUCACAUGAAUCACACCACACCACCUCCCCAUCACAUGCCGACGACAGGAGGUGGGGGACACAUGAUGAUGCCCAUGACCUUCUAUUUUGGCUUUAGAGAUGUGGAGCUGCUCUUUUCUGGCCUUAUGAUCAACACUGCUGGAGAAAUGGCCGGGGCUUUCAUAGCCGUGUUCUUGCUAGCCAUGUUCUACGAGGGUCUGAAGAUAGCCCGUGAGAGCCUGCUCCGCAAGUCCCAAGUCAGCAUCCGCUACAAUUCCAUGCCUGUGCCGGGGCCAAAUGGGACCAUCCUCAUGGAGACACACAAAACAGUUGGGCAGCAGAUGCUGAGCUUCCCUCACCUCCUGCAGACCAUACUGCAUAUCAUCCAGGUGGUCAUCAGCUACUUCCUCAUGCUCAUCUUCAUGACCUACAAUGGCUACCUGUGCAUUGCCGUGGCAGCCGGGGCUGGAACCGGCUACUUCCUCUUCAGCUGGAAGAAGGCAGUGGUGGUGGACAUCACAGAACACUGCCAUUGAUUGCUGACAAUAGGGUGGGGCCUCAGCUGCCGUGGGAAGCAGUAAACAAGCAGGGGUGAUAGGGUACAGGGGAGAGUAUAUCUUUACCUUUCCUGUCUGCCCCUGCAUACGCUCAUAUACACACAUACAUACACAUCGUAACAAGGGGGCUCUGCCACCCACCUCCAAUUUGGGCCAGUGCCAAUCCCAGACUGACUCCUGCUGCUGGGCCUUGGGCCAGGAUUCCCCACCCUUCACCCAGGGGGUCGGGGCAAGAAGUCACACUCAUCCUAGAUCCAGGUUUUGUUCUUCAUUUUUCCUUAAUCAAGGUAGCCUUAUGUUCUAAUGACUACACUGCCCUUUUAAUCUUUUUUUUUUAACAGACAGUGGGUGGUGUUUUUAGCCAGAGGUGGCAGGAGAUAGACCUGGGAGAGUGAUGGAAGUCGGGAGAAACGUCUGCCCACCCUGUGCCCUGAGCCAAUACCUGUCCUUAGUUGAAACGCUGUAGAAAAUGUCUCCCUAAUGGAGAGCUCGGUGAAACGGGCAAACUUGUCCUGUCUGUGAGGCGUGAUUCUGGGAAUAGGAGAUAGGAUAGGUGAGAGACUCCGUAAAGUGUGUAGCAUGUAACACUGUUCUCUUGGGCAAUCUCAGGCCAGAUCAUCAAGUCCCAUUCCCACCUGCCUGCCUCUUGGUAUGAUCAAUCGUCAAAUGUAUUGACAAUCGACUACGGGAAAUAGUAACAGAAAACUUUUUAAAUAAACUGUUGACAUUGUUCA
This is a messenger RNA of Tachyglossus aculeatus (Australian echidna), 1408 nucleotides long. RefSeq names its product solute carrier family 31 member 1 (gene SLC31A1). Gene Ontology annotation, cellular component: membrane. Gene Ontology annotation, biological process: copper ion transmembrane transport. The record is from RefSeq and is a predicted model, not a curated record. Lineage: Eukaryota; Metazoa; Chordata; Mammalia; Monotremata; Tachyglossidae. The coding region runs from base 108 to 653 and encodes 181 amino acids. The transcript has 5 exons. Gene Ontology annotation, molecular function: copper ion transmembrane transporter activity.